Messenger RNA from Saxophila tyrrhenica, 978 nucleotides. RefSeq lists its product as uncharacterized. The record is from RefSeq and is a predicted model, not a curated record. The coding region runs from base 1 to 978 and encodes 325 amino acids. The transcript is spliced from 4 exons. Lineage: Eukaryota; Fungi; Ascomycota; Dothideomycetes; Mycosphaerellales; Extremaceae. Gene Ontology annotation, molecular function: oxidoreductase activity.
AUGUCGUCAAACGCAACACCACUGAAGAUCGUGCUUGGAGUUGCCAACGUCGGCGACAGCUCAGACCCAACCGUCCGCUACAGCACCCCCGACGAGGUAAAUGCAUACCUCAACGCCUUCCACGACCGCGGCGGCCGCGAGCUCGACACCGCGCGCAUGUAUUCCACCACUGCCCCCGGCUCAUCUGAAGUACGACUCGGCGCCAUUUCUGCCGGAGAGAAAUUCCUGGUCGACACCAAAGUCUUCUCCUUCGUUCCGGGCAGCCAUGCAAAGGCGAAGAUUCUGGAGAGUGUUGAUGCUUCCGAGAAAGCGCUGAAGUGCAAGGCUAAUAUUGAGUACCUUCAUGCGCCGGAUCGGAGUGUCCCGUUCGAGGAGACGCUUGGAGCGAUGGAUGAAGCGUACAGAGCUGGCAAGUUCAAGUAUCUCGGUCUGUCGAAUUAUGCGGCGCAUGAGGUCGAGCAGAUCGUGAAGAUUUGUGAGGAGAAGGAGUUUUGUAAGCCGAGUGUGUACCAGGGACAGUACAAUCCUAUCGUUCGGAGUGGUGAGAAGGAGCUCUUUCCUAUGCUGAGAAAGCACGGGAUCGCCUUUUACGCCUGGAGUCCAGCGGCCGCAGGCCUGUUCGCAGGAAACCACAAGAACGUCAAAGCCGGCGAUCGAUUUGACACAUCGCACGUACUGGGCCAGACCUUUGCAAGAGUGUUUCUGAACGACACUAUCAUUGCCGCCGUCGAUCGGGUGUUCGAAAUCUUUGCGAAGCAUAGCAUCAACGGGCACGGUGCGGCCUUGAGGUGGACGGUUCACCAUAGCAAGCUCGAAGCGGAUUGCGGAGACGCUGUGGUCAUUGCUGCUUCGAGUGUCGCUCAACUGGAUAGUAACUUGGACUUCAUCGCAGAGGGCCCGUUGCCGGCCGAGGUGGCGGAAGCCAUCGAGAAGGUGUAUGGGGAGAUUGCUGAUGCUGCGUUCCCAUAUCAUAUAUGA